Didymodactylos carnosus is the source of this 2202-nucleotide messenger RNA. Lineage: Eukaryota; Metazoa; Rotifera; Eurotatoria; Philodinida; Philodinidae. The record is from the annotation of a GenBank genome assembly.
AUGAAUCGGGCAUCAAACAUUGUUCCCUAUCUUCGUCAAAAAUUAAAUGUUGAAUUUGGCACACAAGCAUGGGCUAAAUUCUACGAAAUAUUGGAUACAUUCGAUUUGAUUAAUGUUGGUGAAAAUGAACAGACAUCAUGGAAAACAUUUCAUAUGUGUGAAGCACCCGGAGCAUUUAUUGCUGCUAUCAAUCAUUAUCUUGUGACUCAUGAUAAACAAAAAGUUCAAUGGCAGUGGUUCGCUCAAACGUUGAAUCCUUAUCAUGAGCACAAUAUAAAACCAGCUGUAAUCGAUGAUGAUCGAUUUCUCUUUUAUACCUAUGACAAAUGGGAUUUUGGACAAGAUAAUAGUGGUGAUAUUAUGAAUUUAGAAAACUUACUCUACUACAUACAAGGAUUAAAACCACUCAACAUUGAUUUUAUAACAGCUGAUGGAAGUUUAGAUUGUCAGAAUGAUCCAGCCGAGCAAGAAUUAUUUGUUUAUCCACUAUUAUUAACUGAAAUAUAUCUUGCUUUAAAUUGUCUGACAGUGAAGGGUAAUUUUGUGUUUAAAAUGUUUACCAUAUUUGAAAAAGAAACUAUUGAUCUUAUCUACAUGAUUAAUCUCGUUUUCGAACAGGUUACCAUAUGUAAACCUGCUACAAGCAAGGCGGGUAAUUCUGAAACAUAUGUUGUCUGUAUUGGAUUUUAUCAGGAGUUAUUUGAAACAAAUUAUUUAGAAAAACUUCGUGUUAUUGUUCACGAAAAUUUGAAUCAAUCUGGUCGUUCAUCCUUCGUAUUUGACAAAUAUCCCGAUUUAUUUCUGGAACAAAUUGUUCGUUGUUCAUAUUCUUUUGAAAAACAUCAAUGUGAUGUAAUUGAAGAUAAUUUAAAAUAUUUUCAUAAUCUUGAUCGACGAUAUUCUAAAAAGAUUCGCGAAGAAAAAGAACUGUUAUUAAACGAAUACAUUCAACGUUAUAGUUUAAAAGAAUUAUUAUCUAGUGAUAAACGUUUGACGCCUGUUAUUGAUAAUAACACGGGUCUUCCUAUAUUACCUGAUUCAUUACCAGAGUCAUACACUAGAAUACUCUAUCAAUAUUUAUCCGCCCCUUUAGCAUUAGUACAAGUACCAAAACGUCUUCAAGGGACAUAUUUCGAACGUAAGGAGGAUAAACAAACAUCAAAUGUGAAUGAAAUGAGAAAAUGUUUGACAAAGACUAUUAGAAGUGGUCUAUAUUGUCCAACAUGUGCGAAACUCUCAAUAUCUGACACAGGUAACAAAGAUGAAUCAACAUUUCAAACACCCAAGUUAGUACGUUCAAUAUCCUCGUACUCGGCUGAACUGUGUGAAACAGAUUUGACGCUAAAUGAUGAUCUAUGUGAUACUUGUCAAUCUUUAUGUCAAAUUAUUACUAAACAUACAUUAUCAACAAGAUCUUUGUUUAUUAACACAAUUAAUCGUACAACAUUGAAAGAAUUUCUCCCCUUCGACAACGAUGACGAUAAAAACUUAAUUCUUCGACAAUGGUUUAACGAUACAGCAGUAGACUGUAUCUUUGGAAAACAAAAAUCCAUAGAAAAUUCAUGUUUUUGUGAUAAACAAUUGUUAGAAUUUUAUAAUAGUGCAACAAAAAUGAAAACAACUGAAAUAAACAUAAUACAAUCGGAUGAUUUAUCUAUCGACUUAUAUUUUAUUAGUUUUGUUAAAUCUUUGAUAAUUCUACAUAACAUUCCAUCGAUUCGAAACACUACAAAUUUCAAUCAUAAAUGGAAUUCUCUAAAGUAUUUUGCUGACACAAAUCAAUUACAGUUAUACUAUCAUAAUGAUUAUGUAUUCUGCAGAACAUUUGAUCCAAUUUUAACGCGAUUACAAGCAUCUGUUCUCUAUCUAUUAUUAAAUUCAUUUGAACAAACUUACAUUUAUGUCAUUAUUGAUAAUAAUUUACAAUCUCAUUUACUGUUUAUAUUCGACACAUUCGUAACUGACUCAUAUAUAGAUGCUGAACUUAUACAACGAAAAAUAGAAGUAUGUACAUUACUUGAAAAACAAGUUCAUUCGAAUAAUGAUACGAUUUCUACGCUGCUCCAAUUCAUACAUAUUCAUCAUUUAUUGCGACGUGAUUUUGUUUGGGAAUUAAAGCGUGCAAAUAAUGUAUGUUUACAAUUGAAAAUAUUAUCGCUAUUGAAUGGCGAACAACAACAACAACAAAAUGUAAUCGAAUAA